GGACGGUACACUCUGCAUCGACUGCGUCGCUGCGAAGCGUGCGGAGGAAAGUUUGAUCCUCUGCCGUCUGUGCAACACAAGGAAAGAGCGUGGCGAGUUUCGCCGCAAGAUGAACUGGGAACACCCAGAGUGCGCUGCAUGUUUGCAGAAGAAGCAAGACAAGGACUACAAGGAAUUCCUCGCUGACAAGGCUGUUGCUGCGAGGCUGAAACAGCUCGACCUGCAAAAUGAGGCGGUCAAGGAGCUGAUGGUGAGGUUCCAAGCCAUGCAGACGGAGUUCGAAGGCCUCCAAGACAGGGAAGGACCCUGUAUGCUUUACGAGCAGCGCUGUGAGUGGGCCCGGCUCCUGAUGCUCAGAGUCCACUGGCUCGAGAGAGACCAAAAGUUGAGCGAUCACUGGCGUGGUGAGACGGCUUCGCGCCAUCAUGCGAGCCAAAAGGGUGCUGCUGAGAAGUUCAAAUCCUGGGAGGAUCUAGGG
Messenger RNA from Symbiodinium pilosum, 478 nucleotides. NCBI's taxonomy places the organism in Eukaryota, Dinophyceae, Suessiales, Symbiodiniaceae. The record is from the annotation of a GenBank genome assembly.